Messenger RNA from Acanthamoeba castellanii str. Neff, 1041 nucleotides. Its product is annotated as WH2 motif domain containing protein. The record is from RefSeq and is a predicted model, not a curated record. NCBI's taxonomy places the organism in Eukaryota, Discosea, Longamoebia, Acanthamoebidae. Bases 1 to 1041 code for a protein of 346 amino acids. Gene Ontology annotation, molecular function: actin binding. The transcript has a single exon.
AUGGACUCUUACGCACUUCAGGCCAAGGAGAAGGUGGAGGAGUACAAGGAGGUCAUCGCCGACAAGGCCGGCGAGCUGGCCGGCGACGUGCGCGACCGCUCGGUCAAGGCCGGCACCGUCAUCCGCGACAAGGUGGCCAACCCGCUCGACACCAUCUCCGAGGCCCGGGCCGGCUUCGACUCGCUCUUCGCCGCCGAGCGGGUGGACCGCGCCCGCGAGUCGCUCGAGACCGACGCCGCGCUGGCCGUCGGCUACAAGGACCAGUUCCUGGGCGCCGUCAAGGAGGCCUUCGGCCGCGUGCUCAAGGACCAGGAGCUGACCACGGCCGGCCACCUGCAGCGCACCAAGGGCGAGACCGAGGUCAGGCUCCAGCGUGCGCGCGAGGAGGAGAAGCAGUUCGCCCGACUGAGCGCGCAGUUCAUCGAAGUGCUCAAGCGGCGCGAGGCACUCCUGUCACAGCUCGUGCACCACUCGUACCGCGACCAACUGCGCCACGUCGAGCUGCCGAUCGAACCCAGCCCCAAACAGCUGUUUUUCAACUCCGGCGCAGCCGGUUCGGAGUUUAAAUUGCGCACUGUCGACCGCGCGCCGCUGCUCCGGGACAUCCGCGAGCGUCGCACCAUGAAGCCGAUGGUCUACGUCGACGUGCGCGAGCGCGGGCUGAUGCGAUCGAUCGCGCUGACCAAGGCCGACAUGCCCAAGGGCGGCAUCAAGGCCCGCUCGAACCGCCUGGCCGACCUCCGCUGGGCCAUUCGCCACAGCGACGUCCAGAAGCUGCGCAGCGUGCCUCGGGCGAGCAUCAACGACCGGUCGAGCCCGCGACUCGAGGGCCUCACCAGUGCCGGCCGCACGGUCCAGGCCCGCGAGGUGCUCGAAGAGGUGAAGCAGGCCAGCAAGGCCGAGCUCAAGCACGUGGAGACCGUCGACAAGUCCAAGCCGGUCAUCGCGAUGGACAAGAAGGAGACCAUCAACGAGGCCAGCUGGGAUCGCCAGAGCUUCCUGGGCGAGAUCCGCCAGGGCACCGAGCUCAAGCACAUCUAA